CCCUCCUUCCCCUCUACCCCCAAGAUUUCUUCAUCUGCCUCGACACACCUUCUGGUGGGCGGGGAUGUGUGGACAAACUGGCUGGCUGGGGACCAUGGUGGCUGGGGAAAUCCACAUGAACCAGGAAGUCAAGAUGCAGGCGGCAGCCUCCAAAGACAAGAGACCGGGGGUCCCGGAAAACAAAGAUGUUGCAGAUGACCCCGCUUAUGAGAAUAUCACCUUGACCUUCAGAAAGCAAGACAAGUCAAAAGGCAGUGAUGUGCUACCCAAGAAUCAAGUCCCAGGCAGAUCCAGAUCACCCCCUGAUGGGGCCAAGGUCCCCCCCUGGCUGUACAGAGCUAUCCUGAGCUUGUAUGUUUUCCUGGCGCUGACUUUCACCUUCUGCAUCAUCCUCUUGGCCUUGGUCCUGGUGAAGAGUGAUAAGCUGUCAGGGCAGCUGCAGAACUUGGAGAGGGAGCUUCAGAAUGCCUCCAGCUCCAUGCAAAACUACCAGGCAAGGCAGCAGCAAAUCUGGAGCAAGGUCCAGGAGAGGCUCAAUGAGACCGAGAAGGACAUCACCAUGGUUCUCAGCAACGUCAGGAAUGAUAUAAAUCACAUCAAGAAUAAAUUACAGAGUAUCUCCAAUUCGCUGCAGAAGUCACAGUCAGGGUCCACAACUCAAUAAAUGAAGACAUCCCACGCCAGGCUGCAGCUUGGAGAGUGGGGUUGCACCUCCAGUAAAGACUGAACACGAGCCCCAGCCUGGCCUGACCCUGUUCUUCAUCCACAGACAGAAAACCGCGUGUGGUGGUGUG
Molecule: messenger RNA, 794 nt
Organism: Talpa occidentalis (Iberian mole)
Lineage: Eukaryota; Metazoa; Chordata; Mammalia; Eulipotyphla; Talpidae
Gene: MCEMP1
Product: mast cell expressed membrane protein 1
Exons: 7
Coding region: 65-664 (199 amino acids)
Source: RefSeq, a predicted model, not a curated record